This is a messenger RNA of Paramisgurnus dabryanus, 1189 nucleotides long. RefSeq names its product fibroblast growth factor binding protein 3 (gene fgfbp3). The record is from RefSeq and is a predicted model, not a curated record. Gene Ontology annotation, molecular function: growth factor binding. Lineage: Eukaryota; Metazoa; Chordata; Actinopteri; Cypriniformes; Cobitidae. Gene Ontology annotation, biological process: cell-cell signaling.
GGAAGGUUUGGAUACCCUAUUGAUGCCCCCCAAAAGCACCCACCAUCCCCCUCCUCGUUUCCCUUUAUCCCUCAAUUUCAUCCUUUAGUUCUACCCCUUUUUCCUUAUCGUUCUUUACAAACCUCUCUCCGUCACAGUCCUGAGGGAACGCUGCACUUGGAAUCUGUAUAUCCUCUUAGUUCCGUGGGUGCUGUGUGUACCCUAAUCCAGGAUUUAUUUCUGUAAGCAAACAGCCAUGCAAAGGCGGAAUCUGCUCUUCAUCCUUUCCCAGCUCUUCCUCCUCCUGUCUUUUUCCGAGGCAAAAAAGAAGUCCAAGCCGGCAUUAGAUGCAGUGACCGGGCCAGAUAGCACAGCAGUUAAAGCCUUUAUGGGGUCGGGUCAGCUAAGCACUAAAGAUGGGCAUCGCUGUACCUGGGAGACGCUGGAGAGAGGCACUAAUAUCAUUCUACAGGUGAGGUGCUCCGUCCCCGGGGAGGAGGGGCUUAGUUCUCCGUACACGUGCGAGUUUGCCGGGAAACCUCAGGAGUGUUCAGUGUACAACAGCCAGUCAUCCCAGUACUGGAAACAGGUGGUGAGCAAACUUAAGAAACGGAAGAACGCUUGUGAGGGGGAGAAGGUUUUGAAAACUCGUCUAUGUAAGAAAGCGCCAAGUGCGUCCCACAUGAAGCUCACGGAAAGAAGCGGAGAGCAAACUACCACUCCCAUGAGCGAGGGGGUGAAGGGUGAGAGCAAACGGAAAACAGAAGUACCUGCAAGGAAAAGCAAAGACACAAAGAAAGAAAAGGAACGGGAGGUGAAAAAAGAGGAGGACAAAAGGUUUGGAGACAUUGUAGAUGAUGAAUACCAAGACACGGAGCCUGACGUCAGCUACUGUGGAGAGGGAUGGAGUUCAGUCUGCAACUUCUUUGUCAAGUUUUUUAAUGGUUAAAGUCCUCACAAUUGAUUUUUUUUGUCUUUCAUAUGUUAGCCUUAAGGAUAUCUAUAAACUAGAGUGCUCCAAAACAUUCACAAAAUAUAUGUUUUACAAAUAGAAGCAUUUAAAACAUACAGUCUCUCACUUCCACCAAUACGGAUCAACAAUUUUUACACCAUGACAUAAUUUCAUCAGACUUUGAGGUAAACGAAAGGCUAUUGGCUAUAUUAAAAAGAGGAAGGAGCCACUCAAUAUUAUGAAGGUAUAUUUGGUGCA